This is a messenger RNA of Ambispora leptoticha, 148 nucleotides long. NCBI's taxonomy places the organism in Eukaryota, Fungi, Glomeromycota, Glomeromycetes, Archaeosporales, Ambisporaceae. The record is from the annotation of a GenBank genome assembly.
UACGCCGGUUAGUAAUAAAAAACCACAAAAAGAUUUUGCAAAGCCAACAUCUAUUUCGUUUGAUCUUAAUGACGAUGAUUCGAUGCGUCUAUUAUUUAAAUAUUCGGAUGGAUGCAAGCAUGAAAUCAUCUUAGAACCUCAUACAGAU